CAAUAUCCAGGAAGAAGAAGAACGCCCAUUUUGCUCACACUGUCCAAGCACCGAAGUGGGCUGAAAUAACAGACAGACAGAAGAGGACAAAGAGCUGCAAUGGACGGAGAUGUUGCGGUUGGUGUGAAGAGAGGCUCAGAUGAGCUCAACAUGUAUGGAAGCAGCCCCAACUCUAUGACCGCGAAUGGCAGUGACAGUAAGAAACAGCGUCUGGAUGAAUCACCUCCCUCCAGAGUUCUCCACAUUCGGAAACUUCCCAAUGAAGUGUCGGAGACUGAAGUCAUUGCUUUGGGGCUACCCUUUGGAAAGGUCACCAACAUACUGAUGCUCAAGGGGAAAAACCAGGCUUUUCUGGAGCUCGGUACAGAGGAAGCAGCCAUUACUAUGGUGAACUACUACACAGCUGUCACUCCACAGGUCAGAAACACACCUGUUUUCAUCCAGUACUCCAACCACAAGGAACUGAAAACAGACUCAGCUCUGAACCAGAGAGCCCAGGCAGUGCUGCAGGCAGUGUCAGCAGUUCAGGAUGGAAGCUCUCCAUCCUCCGACCCAGGAGUCCUGGACCUCGCUCCGCCCCCCAGCCCUGUCCUGCGAAUUAUUAUUGACAACAUGUUUUAUCCUGUGACACUGGACGUUCUACAACAGAUCUUCAGUAAAUUCGGGACGGUGAUGAAGAUUAUAACCUUCACCAAGAACAACCAGUUUCAGGCUCUGCUGCAGUUCAGUGACCCCGUCAACGCACAGCAAGCUAAACUGUCUUUGGACGGACAGAACAUCUACAAUUCCUGCUGUACUCUGCGGAUAGACUUCAGUAAACUGGUCAACCUCAAUGUCAAAUACAACAAUGAUAAGAGUCGAGAUUACACGAGACCCGACCUCCCUACAGGAGACGGAGAGGCGACCAACAAGGAUCAUUCUUUAUUGGGUACCCCAUCUGGAGCGCUAGCUUCCUACUCCAGUGGAGGAGGUUACUCAUCAUCUCUCUCCCUGUCACAGGGUGGAGGAGCCAUCAGUCCUCUGAGCGCGGCGGCGGCGGCGGCAGCGGCUGCAGGUCGUGUUGCUCUGUCGGGGUCUGGAGUGUCAGGAGUCCUGUUGGCCUCCAACCUAAACGAAGAGAUGGUCACGCCUCAAAGUCUCUUUACCCUCUUCGGAGUCUAUGGUGAUGUCCAGAGGGUAAAGAUCCUCUACAACAAAAAGGACAGUGCUCUGAUCCAGCUGUCCGAUGGCAACCAGGCUCAGCUGGCAAUGAGCCACUUGAAUGGUCAGAAGGUGUUCGGUAAAGUGAUGAGAGUGACGCUGUCGAAGCAUCAAACUGUGGCUUUACCCAGAGAAGGACUGGACGACCAGCUCCUCACUAAAGAUUUCUCCGGCUCUCCACUCCAUCGCUUUAAGAAACCAGGAUCCAAGAACUUCCAGAAUAUCUUUCCUCCCUCUGCGACACUUCAUCUCUCCAAUAUCCGGGACGGUGUUGGAGAGGAUGAUCUCCGUCUUCUGUUCUCCAACAGCGGAGGAACUGUCAAGGCCUUCAAGUUCUUCCAGGACCGGAAGAUGGCCUUGAUCCAGAUGUCGUCAGUAGAGGAGGCAAUCCAAGCGCUGAUGGAUCUUCACAACUACGACAUGGGAGGGAAUCACCAUCUAAAGGUUUCCUUUUCAAAGUCCACCAUCUAAGCCUCACGCCCGGUUCCUCAACCUUAAGAUCCUUUACGAGCGAGGGAAGUCACUCCCAUUUUCCAUGUUUUAUGUUCUGUUAACCUCUUCUGUGCUAUCCCGAAAAAACUUAAAUUAAGUCGUACAGUAACACACACACAAUGUGUUUUUAAAUGUCCAAUUAAACAUUAUGAAGCCACAGACUAAAAUGUGAAUCAUACAGACCUUAAGAUUAGAAAACCAUCUUCCAACGAUCAUUAAGAACAGACAGGCCUUUCGUAAUGUACGACGAGUCCUGAACGUCAUCCGUGAAAAGAGAGAGAUAGUAAACAUGACGCUGAAAACACAUUGGUAUUAUUUUUGUGAUUCACUCUGUCGAUCUGAAUCCCAAACUACUGAACUGUGAAGCAUUAGCUGAAGUUGUGUUGACCCUUGAAUCCCUGGCAACAGCAAUCAGAAAUCAUCCAGGGAUAAAAGGCAUUGAUAUUUCAAAGAGCAUCAGAUUUCUUUAUUUGCUGACGACACACUGGUAUAUGUCUAAAAACAAAAAAUCACCACCUAAGGUGUAAAUCAACAAUACCAAUCAACAAUUCAACCUCUGUCAUAAUAACUGGAGAUGAGUUCAAGUGUUUAGGAAUAAUGAUCCCAUGUAGUUUAGCCCCAUUGUUGCUGUUUGGACAGAUGACUCUUCCCCCAACCUUAAUUAGCAAAAUGAAUGUUAUUAAAACAAAAACUCUGGACACAUCUCUCUACUCCGACUCUCUCAGGAGGCUUAAGCAGAAAACAACUAACCCAUAUAUUAAAACCACAGUUACAGCUUGGUAUGAAUCACGUUUUCUCCUAUUAGGGGGGUAACACAGUGUUUGCAUCAGGUAAUUCAGACUCUGGGCUCAGACGGGUUUAUAUAACAAGACCUUCAGACAGAUAUUACAGAGCUAUUUUAUCCAUUAAAAGUAAGAUUUAAAUCAAUCCAAAGAUAAUUGGCUUGAGAGGACGUAGCCUGUGUAAGGCUUGGUGAAUUCCUUAUAUCCCAGAACAGAGAAAGGUUCCUGAUUUCCUUUGCUUGUGGAAGUGUAAAUACAUAAUAAUAAUAAUAAUAAAGCAAUAAGCAACACAAUUUCCAACAUCAUCCACAAAGAACUCAUGAAAGUAAAUGAGUUUAAUGACCUCUGCUUAUUACAAGCGAACUGUCUUAAUGUGAGUUUGUGGUGGAUUAAUGAGCUUUAAUCAAACAAACAAAAAUCAUAUAUUUCAUAAUAAUAUAUGGGAUUCAUCUCGUACAUUUUUGGAAUCAUUACCUGAAAACUUCUUAAAUGUGGCAUUUACCAACUUAGACUUUACUCCUUUUGCAUUUCUUUUUUUUUUUCUCCCCCCUUUUCGAUAUACAGAUAUGUAGUUAUGCAUUUGUGCACAUUGUUGUGUGUGUGUAUAAGUAAUUUAUUUAUUUUCGUCAUUUUGUAAACUAUCACUGUUUUUAUAAACACUGAUGGCAAUCAGUUCAUGGGUGGGAGGGAAGUUGUUUUGAGGAAGAUUUGAAAGAUGUAAACAGACCGGUCUAGAAAAGUGAUGUAUGAUGUUCAAAAGCAAGAGACAAUAGAUAAAUAAUAGAUACAACAAGUUAAACAUUAUAAAGUUUCAGUUAAAAAGAUUCAGAAACACCUGAUCACAUGAUGUAAACUCUUGACCAAUUAGAAGCAGUUCUUAGCCAAACCCCAUUUCUGCUUUUACCCUCAUGACACGUUCAAGAGCGGCUGAUCGCCUCGCUGCAGUGAUGUAGAGCUGUACUCCUGGGUGUGUCACGACGUUGUGACAUCACUGUUGGGUGUGGCUACAUACAGCAGGUGAAACGGACUCUCUCACCUGUCGGCACAGCAGUAGACUCUUUGAGUUCCUGUGAUUAAUCAUCUCUUAAUUCUCUGUACGUUGUGUUGCUACGUCAACCUUUUCUGUUCUUAAUUACUAUUUGAACCAUAAGAUAUUAUUGCUCUAACAGUCGUCACCCCCCACAUUCGUUUUCCUCAUCAAUAUGUGACUCCUCUUCCCUCUUGUCAUUUGAAGAUUUGUUUUGGACAGUGCAGAUUCUGCCACGCUCAUCCAUCAGUGUGCUGAUUCACUCCUUCAGACCUCUUCCUGUUCGUCUCUGCACUUUGGUGCAUUCAAAACAAAAUAACUAAAAAACACCAACUGAUAUCUUGGACACGUCAUCCAAGCUACAAGUAUAAAGGAGUAGAGGGCGUGUUGUUUCACAUCUACAGUGUAAAUAUGGCCAGUGUUACAUUACCAGCACCCGAUGUUCCUUGGUAGCUCGCAGCUUAAAGAAAACUGAAAUCGUUUAAACGCCAGACGUAACUUUAGAACCAGGGAAUCCUCAGAGGAGACGGAGUGAACGACGCGUGCUGCCAUUUCCAGUUUCAAGAGACAUUUUUUUGUGAACUGUGAACAAUCGCUCUGACGCCGUUUAUACGUGAUGCCCGUUUGAUUAAAAAGCAGCAGGCUCAUUGUGGCCAGUCUGCGAGGGGGGGGGCUUUAAAGGCAUUCUGGGAAAUGUGAAUCAUAAUUUGAAGCUAACGACGCUUGUUGAGGACAAUUGAGAACUCCCCCCCAAAAACUUCCUCUACAAAAAUAACCUGGAAUGUGUGUGUGACAUUAACACUUUGUAAUGAUGCUGAAGGUGGAGCUUUCCUUGAAGAAUAGAGCCAUCUGUAAUGUUCCUGUUUAAAUCCCAUCCCAGCCUUUUGACAACCACAGACACACACACACACACACACACACACACACACACACACACACACACACACACACACACACACACACACAGGAUGCAUGCUCUUGCUCUCUGUUGAGACGACGUUUCAACAUGUGAUUCUGGUCUUGGUCUCUGGUUUUGGGAGGAGACCUGUUGGGACCAAAGUACAUGAUCCUUUUAAGUCUGUGGUCUGAUAUUACUAUUGAUUCUUUUUGUGACUUUGAACGUUUGAUUUUACUGGUGAUGUUUGUUGAUCCUGUGUUGUAAACCUGUAGAAACACAUUAUUUUGUUAAUUUUCUAAAAAAAAUAAACAAAAAACCAGAUGUGAACCUCUCAUCAAGCCGACGGCUGUGUCAGCGUUUGAACUGAGUUCAUGUCCAAAGUCUUUUAGGGGAUUGUUGUAAAUUCUUUACUUGAAUUCAGUUUUUUUUAUUUAAUUUAAUCUGUUUUUUUUUGUUUGUUUGGUUUUUUUUUUGUCAUAAGAUUUCAGAUUAGCACAAAUUAAACAUGCCUUUUCUACCAAGGAGCCCAGGUUAAAUUGUGUGUGUUAGUGUGUGUUUGGACUGGGUUCAGACCUCUGCUUUCAUCUGUCUUACCUGUCGACCUGUCAAUAAACUUCUCUCACUUUGUUCA
This is a messenger RNA of Seriola aureovittata, 5030 nucleotides long. RefSeq names its product polypyrimidine tract-binding protein 2-like. The coding region runs from base 100 to 1671 and encodes 523 amino acids. Gene Ontology annotation, molecular function: mRNA binding. Gene Ontology annotation, cellular component: nucleus. Gene Ontology annotation, biological process: regulation of RNA splicing; mRNA processing. The record is from RefSeq and is a predicted model, not a curated record. NCBI's taxonomy places the organism in Eukaryota, Metazoa, Chordata, Actinopteri, Carangiformes, Carangidae. The transcript has 17 exons.